Messenger RNA from Perca fluviatilis (European perch), 1670 nucleotides. RefSeq names its product Rab acceptor 1 (prenylated) (gene rabac1). The record is from RefSeq and is a predicted model, not a curated record. The coding region runs from base 130 to 753 and encodes 207 amino acids. The transcript is spliced from 6 exons. Gene Ontology annotation, cellular component: Golgi apparatus. Lineage: Eukaryota; Metazoa; Chordata; Actinopteri; Perciformes; Percidae.
CUAGGUGGCGGUGUUUUGCGUCUAGACAGCAGGAAGUUAAAUAACAUCCACAUCACAUCCGUGAACCAGAACAGCAACAAAAAGGUUCUUCGAUCAGUCCCACCAAAGUUCUGUUCAGACAGUUUAUAGAUGCCAUCUGGAGCUCCAACGGGGGAGAACUGUCUUGUAGACAUGGAGAGCAAAGCUGGAGACCUGUUCAGUGCUGAGGAUGCUCAUCCAACUGGCACAGGUGGAGCUGGAAUCUUGGCAAAGCUCUGGCUCCCCAAAGGCCUCUCAGUCGGUAUGGCUAAAGAGUGGAUCGACAGGCGUCGAGUGUCCAUUCGACCAUGGGCCAGCUUCGUGGACCAACGCAAGUUUUCAAAACCCCGCAACUUUGGAGAGUUGUGUCAGAGGGUGGUGAAAAACGUGGAAACGUUUAACAGCAACUAUACCUUCAUCUUCCUGGGUCUAAUCCUCUACUGCAUUAUCAGCUCUCCCAUGCUACUGAUUGCCUUGGCUGUGUUCGCUGGUGCCUUCUACAUAAUUCACCUCAAGUCCUUAGAGUCCAAACUGGUUGUCCUCGGCAAGGAGCUGACUGUCCCUCACCAGAUGAGUCUGGCCGGAGCUGUUUCUCUACCUGUGUUCUGGUUGGCCGGAGCUGGAGCUGCAGUCUUUUGGGUUCUGGGAGCGACGCUGUUUGUGAUUGGCUCUCAUGCUGCGUUCCGUGAGCUGGAGGGAUCCGACUUUGAAGAGCUCCUAAUGGAGCCUGUGUGAAAAGCAGGCUGAACCCUCAGCGUGUGCUGGUCGACGAUCAGUCAUCACUUUGACCCUGUAAUCACGUUAGCCCUGGGGGGUUGAGGAAGAGCUGCUCCUGGAUCUGUUCCUUAGCUAUCUGUGCAUCCCAUAUUCCCUGUAUUAGAAUGCACCUUGUCUUGCCUCUAAAAUAGUUGUUGUUGUUACAGUCUAUAUUGCCUUUUAUUCAAACUCAUUCAUACACAUAACAUAAUUUCUUAAUAAGUAUUUAAGCACAUACAAAUGUUAUGCCUUUCCCUGCAUAUGUUAUACCUUGAAUGCCUCUGGUUUGUGUCAAACAGCCUCUCGCUCCCUGCAAUGUCCCUUACACAGUGACAUAUCUUCAAUUCAGGAAUCUCUUAUAUUCUUUAUCGUGAUGUAGACAUCUUUAGAAAUAGCUUCUGUGUCUAAACCAUCUGACAAGAUUGCUGCUGACGUAUGUAAAGAUAAUGUAUACAAUAAAUUCAAUGUUUGCAAUUCUAAACUGCUACAAAAAAAAUAUAAAUUUUCCAAAGGACAAGUGCCAUUUAAAGCUUUCAAAAUCUCGUAUAUAAUGAUCAAUACUAAAUGUUUUAUUCAACAGAAUACAAAAACACAUUUGGUAUCUCAGAUAGGGUACAUAACAUAGAUCGGUUGAUGAGAAGACAUCUUAAAAGGUCAGUACAUAGUAAUCGUGUUUGGUAUUAGGGAUAAUAUGGUACUUUGGUGACUGUUUUUGUGCAUAUUUAUCAGCUCUACUUACAACAUUCUACAGAUGUAAAGGUCAUUCUUUAAACCUGAAUUAUUUCUUCUUUUUUUUUUAAAUUCAUUAUUCGUUUGUUUACAUUUUGAUGUAAGCUGGGUGUUUUUGUAUUGAAAUUACAUUUUUGGAAGUGCAAUAAACCUGAUGUAAAGAUUGA